Debaryomyces fabryi is the source of this 846-nucleotide messenger RNA. RefSeq lists its product as uncharacterized. The record is from RefSeq and is a predicted model, not a curated record. The transcript has a single exon. Gene Ontology annotation, biological process: nucleosome assembly. Gene Ontology annotation, cellular component: chromatin; nucleus. Lineage: Eukaryota; Fungi; Ascomycota; Pichiomycetes; Serinales; Debaryomycetaceae. Gene Ontology annotation, molecular function: chromatin binding; histone binding. Bases 1 to 846 code for a protein of 281 amino acids.
AUGUCUAAAGAGCAAGAUUCCGUUGAAAAGGAUUCCCAGAUGCUAGAACAGUAUUUAAUUGGGUUAGCUGAAUGUGAGCAAGAAAUGGAUAAAGCAGAAAUAGAUGCCAGUGUCUAUAGAAUCAGGAAAACACAAAGCAUCUAUAAAAAACGUCGUCAAAUACUAACACAGAUUCCUCAAUUCUGGUAUAUUGUAUUAGCUGAAAAUGAUGACUUUCCAGACUAUGUUACCAGUGAUGAUUUAAAAUACAUAGAAUAUAUCACCGAUAUUUACGUGCAUUAUAAAGUUGCUGAUUCUGAAAGCUCCGAAAAUCCUAGAGAUUUUUCAAUUACUGUGUCCUUCAAAGAUGAUGAAAAUGAUGAGCCUUUAGUUGCAACUCAAGAGAUCACCAAGCAUUUUCAUUCUUAUAUUGAAGAUGGAGAAGAGAAGCUUAGUUCAUCACCUGUUUCAGUUGAAUGGCCUAAAGAGUUAAGUGAAAUUAACCCUACACUUAUUAAAAAGAAUAAAGGUAAAGAUUUGUCGUCAGAAGAUAAGAAAAACUACAGAUUGGGAAUGAAAUCAUUUUUUUCGUGGUUUAGCUGGACCGGUACUAAGCCAGGAAAAGAGUUCCGCAGCGGUGACGACUUAACUAGAUUGGUAAUCGAUGAUUUGUUUCCCUAUGCAGUUAAAUAUUACACUGAGGCCUUACCAGGAGACGAGUUGGAUGAUGAAGACAGCUCUGAAGGUGAAGAAUUAGAUAUAAGCGAGGAAGACGAUGACGAAAAUGACAAAAUACAAAAAGACGUCUCGGACAGUAAGAAGCGAGCUGCAAAGCUGACUGAUCAACCCUCAAAAAAGAAGAAAUAG